CAUGCCCAAUCAGUGCUCACAUCGAAAGAAAAACUCUGUCAAACUGCAAUGUCCGAGGAUCUUGUUUCCUAUCUAGAAGGCCUCAAAAGUGGUGGAUGUUUCGGCUAUCGUCCGCGCAGGUGCUUGCGCAACGAAACAUUCUUCGCGGACUACCGCCGAAUUUGCAACAUGCAUGUUGUCGUCACUUGUCUAUAUUAUCUUCGGCUGUGGAAAACGCUGAAAAAGCAAUGAAAACCAUAAACCCAAUCCAGCGAAAAAGAUGGAAAUAUGGUAAAAAUAGCGAAGCCUGGCGAGCUGCAUUGAUUGCUGAUCUUGAAAAGGAGUUGAAAGCUGAAAAUAAACGACACAGUACUAUACAUACGAAUUGUGCACAACAGUCGCAGCUCAUUAGGUACGCUGUCCUAAAUGAUCUCCCUUCUGUCAUAUCAGUUAUUCAACAACGCGUUCGAACCUCCAACAGAAAACGAAGUGUAACCAGUGACGAUGAUCAGUUUAUCGCAGUGGGGCUGAUGGUUGUGCAUCGUAGCGUCGUUCGCACUAUGAAGAUUGAAGAGGAAAGAAAUUCUGCGGACAUCCUGGCGGCUUUUUUUGCGUAUUCAAAUAUGUGGGAACGGAUACAUUUCUUUGGAAACGACAUGAAAGUAGCUUCUCUCCUUCUUUAUGAUACUUUCGAUAGAUGGGCACGAUUGCGGAAUAAUGAUAAUUUUUCUGAUGAGAUUGAACAUCGCCUAAAUGCUCUGGAAAAUGACGUAGCACAGCUGGUGAAGCGCACGUCUAGUGAAUCGUUGCUUUGGCUCACAUCUUCUGAUAAACAACGACUCGCAGAGCUUCUACAACAGUAUAGUACAAAUUCUAAAGGGACCAGACGUCCACCAGAAGAGGAAGCCUCGUAUGAGAAUAAGCGCCUUCUGCAUUAUUUCCAAAAGCCUAUAUUAAAGGAAAGCUACCAUGGCAAUCAGUUUCAACUUUUCAAUACUAGCGAGGAAUCUUACAUGAAGAAGUUUCGUGAUCAUAUCGGUACAGAACGAGUCUCCUGGCUAUAUGCUGCAAAUUAUGUGCAGGCUGAGGAUGGACCACCUGCAAAGAAAUGCGCAGAAGAGCUCAUCGACUCUUGGGGAUGGUUUGCAGCCAUACGAAAUUCUCUUGAGCGACUUAGAUUGGAACGAAAGCAAAGUCCAUUGCGAUUGAUUGCUCAUGUGGUACCUCCCACGGAAAUGGCUAAAAUGAUCUUGGGAACUAUAAAGACCGUGUGUUCCCAGGGUCAACAUUUGAUACCACUCACAUCCUUCCAGUAUGACCUUGUUACACCAGUUCUGCGCUCCGUUAAUGCAAAGUUUAAUAAGAUACUUGAGAUUGAUGAAUCCAAUGUCUGGACUUCCGUAUUCCGCAGCUACAUCAGAAUAUUUUGUGAUGAAGAAAUUUCUCGACUCUACACUCACCGCGAAUGGUGGGUCAAGUGUUGCAGAGAUUUUGGUAUCCAUCCUUUGGCACAGGCACCUUUCGAAGACUUACAUUUUGAAGCAAAAAAUCAGUUGUCUACUUCACUCCAAGAAAUUAUCCUAAAGUCUUGCCAGUUUCCUGUCAAGAAUAAUCAUGGUGUCGAGCAUGCAGUAGAUGCAUUUUCGAUUCGUAAUGUAGCAAUCGAGGAAGAGUCUCGAAUCACCGAAGAUUCUCGCGUGACAUUGUCCAGAAUGUUGGCUAUCAAUACAAAGUUGAUUGAAUUGUUCGAUGAACAUCCAUUCCGAUACAUCGUAUUUCCCACGCAUCAACUUCCAAUGACGGUUCCUCCUCGACCAUGGUGUGAUGGAGGGCAAGGCGGCCCAGAGUACACCCGAUCUACUCCAGUCUUAAGAAACCUUGCCGAAUACAAACAUAUAGACAUAAACUCGCAGAUGCAAAGAAGACUGAAAUCUCCUGCCCAAGCUCGACCUGUGUUUGAUGCACUCAACCAGCUAGGUUCUACACCAUGGAUAAUAAACGAGCCUAUGCUAAACGUACUUUGUCAGAUUUUCGACAUGUCAUCGGACGUUUCCAAGAACAAGUUGCUCGACAUACUAUCAGUUCCUCUGAGAGCUGAUACUGUGAAAGUUCCUGAAUUCAAGGACUUCUCUGGUGGGGAUUGGCAGUCGAACGGCACAGACGGGCACCCAUAUGCAGGAUAUAUUACAAAAAAAGCAGAAGCCAUCAAGAAAAAAAACGAGCUGAACUCUCUUUGGUAUUGGAUGAAAUACCGGAUAGUGCUGGCGAAUCAUUUCCGCAAAAAAACGCUUUACUUUCCACAUAACAUGGAUUUCCGUGGACGAGUUUACCCGAUAUCACCAUAUCUAAGCCAUAUGGGAGAUGAUGUCAAUCGCUGUUUGCUGAAGUUUGCUAAAGGAAAGCCGCUAGGAGACCGCGGAUUCUACUGGUUGAAACUACACUGUAUUAAUCUCACAGGGAAGAUGAAAAGGAGCAGUAUCGCAGAUCGAUUGACAGAAGCAGAUCGAGCACUAGAUGAUAUGAUUGACUCAGCCAAUAAUCCACUUAGCGGUUGUGGAUGGUGGCUAAAAUCUGAAGAACCUUGGCAAACACUAGCUGCAUGCAUGGAAUUGCGUGACGCCCUCGCUUAUCCAGGAAAAUUAGAGGAUUUUGUCAGUCAUCUCGCCGUACAUCAAGAUGGAAGCUGCAAUGGUUUACAGCAUUACGCUGCUCUAGGGCGUGAUGAAGAAGGUGGACGGGAGGUUAAUCUUCUUAGUAGCCCUACACCCAAUGAUGUGUACUCGUCUGUGGCUGCUAGAGUGGAACAAAAGAGGGUGCAGGAUGAAAAGUCUGGUCCUGAUAUGGAGAUAGCUCGCCGUUUAAGAGAAGUAUUACCUCAGCCCGUACCGAGAAAGGUGAUCAAACAAACAGUGAUGACUACUGUAUAUGGUGUCACGCUUUAUGGAGCCGCACUGCAAAUAAAGCGUCAGUUGAAGGCGUUGGAUAUCGACAACGAAUUGACUGCAAGGUUUGCUCAGUAUCUAACGCAUAAGACGUUUGCAAGCUUGCAUGAUGCAUUUACAUGCUCUAUGAAGCUGAAGGAUUGGUUCAGAGACUGUGCUAAAGGUGUUUCCGAUCUGCUACAAACUAUGGAGUGGGUGACACCGCUUGGGCUGCCAGUGGUGCAGCCUUAUGUUAUUGCAAAGGAGAAGCAAGGCCGUAUAAUACAUGUGCCGGUUUCUACAAAGCAGGUGGGUGCCUUUCCUCCCAACUUGAUUCAUUCGUUAGACUCGUGUCACAUGAUGCUAACAUCACUGGAUUGCUCACGAAGAGGUAUAACCUUUGCUGCUGUGCACGACUGCUUUUGGACACAUGCUUGCUCUGUGGACGAAAUGAGUCGUGUAUGUCGCGAGCAGUUUGUUAGGUUACACAGCGAACCUAUAGUAGAACAGUAUUCCAAGUGGCUUCACUCGCAUUAUCUAGGACCAUGUGUAGAGCAAAUGCCUGCAGAAGACUUGGCUCACUUUAAGAAGUUGUUUACUCUUCACGUACAACCCGGAUCCUUAGAUAUCAACGAUGUUAGGGACUCUGUUUAUUUUUUUAGUUGAUCUCAUUGUUAGAUAUUUAGACUUAGCUCACAUUUAGGAAGACAAUUUUGAUCAUUGCCUGUGCAUAGGUAGAAGAACGAAUUCCGCCAGUUUGAAUCGCCUCCGCGGACUACUGGUCAUGCAAUGACAUGCAACAAUAUAGCAAAAGACCAGUUGCCAGCGAAGGCGGGCUCAAACUGACGGAGUUCGUUCUCUUACCCCCUGUGCAUCGCAGGUUCACCUGAUCCUGGGUCCUCAUAACGGAAAAGUAUCCAGUAUCUAUUCGGCAUUAUUUUUGGGGAUCAGCAUCUUUUAUAUAUCUCAUUAGCAGUGGCGUACCGAGGGAGGGGGGACGCGCGCCCCCUCCCCCCCCCCCCCCCCGAGAACGGGUCGCGA
Messenger RNA from Cylicocyclus nassatus, 3941 nucleotides. The record is from the annotation of a GenBank genome assembly. NCBI's taxonomy places the organism in Eukaryota, Metazoa, Nematoda, Chromadorea, Rhabditida, Strongylidae.